Messenger RNA from Nanorana parkeri, 4485 nucleotides. It is a transcript of the gene IGSF9B, whose product is annotated as immunoglobulin superfamily member 9B. Gene Ontology annotation, molecular function: protein binding. The transcript has 23 exons. NCBI's taxonomy places the organism in Eukaryota, Metazoa, Chordata, Amphibia, Anura, Dicroglossidae. Gene Ontology annotation, biological process: cell-cell adhesion. The record is from RefSeq and is a predicted model, not a curated record.
AUGAGAGAUCUGCGCGCCGAGUUCCUGAAGCUUGACAGACAAUUCUACAGACUCAGGAAGACGGCGGGAUCUCUGACCGUGUGCAGGUGUCACACGCCUGUCAGCCGCGUCUCCGCAAAGUCCUCAGAUUGGCGUUUCCGGGAAAUGUCGGAUUUUUGGGGAUUUCUGCAGCUUCAGGUGCGGGAAACGUUGCGACAUUUACACCGGAAAACGCACAGCGGAGCGCAAUCGUGUCACCUGAGGCUCAUCGGAGGCGUUCACUUCACAUCCCCAAUCAGGAACAAUGCAAGGCCCAGCACCGCAGAAGAGGAGAACUACAAGUCCCAGCACCAUGGGGGAGAGGAGAACUACAACAUCGCUUUGUGCGCCCCUCCCCGGGCUCAAGGAGCCGGGGGCUCGCGGGAGGAGCCACAGUUUGUGACCGCACGUGCUGGAGAGAGUGUCGUCCUAAGGUGCAACGUGAUCCACCCGCUCACCUCGCAUCCUCCGCCAUAUGUUGUAGAGUGGUUUAAGUUUGGCGUUCCCAUUCCCAUCUUCAUCAAGUUUGGCUUCUAUCCUCCUCAUGUGGACCCAGAAUAUGCAGGCCGCGCCACCCUCCAUGACAAGGCAUCGCUGCGCAUUGACCAGGCUCGCUCCCAAGAUCAGGGCUGGUACGAGUGCAAAGUGCUGAUGCUGGAGCAGCAAUACGACACAUUUCACAACGGCAGCUGGGUACAUCUGACGGUGAACGCUCCUCCGUCCUUCACUGAGACCCCCCCGCAGUACCUGGAGGUGAAGGAAGGAAGUAGCGUCACUUUAACUUGCACUGCUUUUGGGAACCCAAAGCCAACUGUCACGUGGCUGCGAGAGGGCGAGUUCCUCGGGGGAACCCCAAAAUAUCAGGUGGGUAACUGAACUUCCUGUAAUGUGGGGGGUUAACGGGCGUGUAUUGUGGGAGAAGCAGUUCACAGUACGCGGCUUCUAGUACAAGGGCCGCCUUUCAUUGUUUCCCCUCCUGAGAACAUCACCGUUAACAUUUCCCAGGAUGCUCUGUUCACAUGCCAGGCUGAAGCGUAUCCAGGAAACCUCACCUAUACCUGGAAUAGUUGUGGGAUGUGUAAAAAUCGGCUCCGCACUGUACACUUUAUGAUUUGGCGGUUGGCGUGGGAAUUUGACCUGAAGCUGAGGGUCCGGAUUCUCAUCGAUGGGACGCUCAUUAUAUUCAGGGUCAAACCAGAGGAUCUCUUGAUAAAUGGCCGGGGGCCCAUUUCUGUUUCAUCCAUCACCUUUACAGAUCCUGCACGAGUAAUCAACAUGCCACCCGUUAUCUACGUUCCGGUCGGUAUUCAUGGUCAAAUUCGCUGCCCUGUGGACGCUGUGCCGCCUGUCACCCAUGUGAAGUGGAAUAAAGAUGGCCGACCCCUGAAGAUGGACAAGCUGUCCAGUUGGAAGAUGUUGGACGACGGAUCUAUUCACAUCGAGGAGGCGACGGAAGAGUUGCUGGGCACUUACACCUGCGUGCCUUACAAUGCGCUGGGGACCAUGGGCCAGUCCCCUCCUGCACGGCUGCUGCUGAAGGACCCGCCCUAUUUCACGGUGCUGCCCGGCUGGGAGUAUAGACAAGAGGCUGGGAGGGAGCUGCUGAUUCCUUGUGCUGCUGCUGGAGACCCCUUCCCCGCCAUCUCAUGGAGAAAGGUGGGAAGACCCUCGUCCAGUAAGCACAGCGUGCUGCCCAGUGGCUCCCUACAGUUUCGGUCGCUCAGUAAGGAAGAUCACGGAGAAUGGGAAUGUGUUGCCAGCAAUGUUGUGACGAGUAUCACUGCCAGUGCGCACCUCACUGUUAUUGGUACCAGCCCACAUGCCCCUUCCAAUGUGCGAGUCGUGGUGUCCAUGAACACGGCCAAUGUGACCUGGGAGGCUGGGUACGACGGAGGAUUUGAGCAGACAUUCUCAGUUUGGAUGAAGCGCGCUCAGUUCGGGCCUCACGAUUGGGUCUCCAUGCCCGUAGCCAGCGGAGUCUCAUUCCUGCUCAUAGACUCUCUGGACUCUGAGACGGAAUAUCAGUUCAGCGUUCUUGCACAAAAUAAAUUGGGGACCAGCUCGUUUAGUGAAGUGGUCACGGUUCGGACUUUAGCCUUCCCUCUCACAACCCCGGAGCCCCUAGUGGUCUUGACCUCACCCCGCUGCCUAAUAGCCAAUCGGACCCAGCAAGGCGUGCUGCUUUCCUGGCUCCCCCCAGCCAAUCACAGCUUUCCACUUGAUCGUUACAUUAUGGAGUUUCGCUUGGCGGAGAGAUGGGAGAUUCUCGAUGACUCCAUAGCUGGGACUGAGACGGAGAUCCUAGCGAAAGAACUUUCCCAGGAGACGUGGUACGAGUUCCGGGUUCUAGCCGUGAUGCAGGAUCUCAUCAGCGAGCCGAGUAACAUCGCCGGAUUGUCCAGCACAGAUGUCUUCCCCUCUCCAGAACUAAGUGAUGAAGGUUUUGCUCGCCCCGUUCUUGCUGGAAUUGUUGCCACAAUCUGUUUUUUGGCCGCCGCGGUGCUGUUCAGCACCCUGGCAGCGUGUGUGGUCAACCGGCAGAGAAAACGCAAGUUGAAAAGAAAAAAAGAUCCACCAUUGUCCAUUACUCAUUGCCGGAAAAGUAUGGAGUCACCAUUAUCCUCUGGAAAAGUCAGUCCGGAGAGUGUUCGGACCCUCCAUGCCCCUUCAGAAUCAUCCGAGGACCAGGGUCUGCCAUCCAAGCGGCCGCUAAGUCCUGGCCGGGAGAAAGAGCUGUCCUUGUAUAAGAAGACCAAACGCGCCAUGACCAGCAAGAAGUACAGCGUAAGCCAGGCAGAAGCGGAGGUCACUACGCCCAUUGAGCUGAUCAGUCGAGGUCCAGACGGGCGUUUUGUCACAGACAGCCCAGACCAGGAGCCAGCUCUGCGCAGUCGCCGUAUACAAGGUUUUCCAUUUGCAGAGGAGACUGACAUGUACCCAGAGUUCCGACAGUCUGAUGAGGAGAAUGAUGAACCAACUGGAUUGAAGUCCCAGCUCACCCCAUUGUCAUCCAGCCAAGAUUCUCCUCUACAGCCUCCCGCAUAUAGUCCUCGGUUUCAGCAUCAGCCCUCUGAGGGAAGGCAACAGGCUUCUGGUCAGUCCCGACCUGGCGGAUACCAUCAUGGUCAUAUAUACGGAUAUCUUAGCAGCAGCCCUCGUGAUUCUGAUCCUCCUCCACCCUUCUAUAUGCCAGAGGUCAGUCCUCUUAGUUCCGUCAUGUCCUCGCCACCUUUACAUCCUGAAGGAUCUUUUCCACCCAUCCCGGAAGAGAAUGGCGAGAACAGCUCUACAAGUACCUUGCCUCUCACUCAUACGCCUACUGGGGGUCGUUCUCCAGAGCAGUGGGGAGUACCAGAGUUCCCCUUCGGAGGAUUGGAUGUUCCCCCAUCUCCUUCUAUGUUUAUCCAACACCGCUAUGAACCUGCAGAGAUGAGGCGUCCUUUGCCUCCACCACCACCAGAUCCAUUCCCACGAGGACGCCUACCUCCCAGCUCCUUGCAAGUUCCACCAUAUGCUGCCAUCUUGCCUCUGGAACCCCACCCGGGUUGGUCAGGUCGGCUUCCUGGUCGUGGCCCUCAUCCUCCUCACCCAACUUCUUGGCAGGAUGCAGCUAUGCAACUGGCUGCUCAGAGCCAGCUUCGGCACACUAGCCAAGGGAUGGGAAUCCCGGUGCUUCCAUACCCAGACAUCCCCGAGCCAGGGUCCUUUGGGAUGGAUGCUCGUUGGUUUGAGAGCCGGACACGUCCGCAAAUGAGCCCCAGACAGCAUCGUAGACUAGAGCCAAGUAUACAUCAGGUGGUGCUGCAGCCCUCUCGCCUUUCCCCACUGACGCAGAGUCCACUGAGUUCCAGGCAUGGCUCCCCUGAACUAAGUGCUAGAGCCAGGCCUAGGCCUGGCCUGCUUCCCCCACCUUCAGACUGCUCUGGCAUUGCUCUACAGCCUCCGGGCUUUUUACACAAAUCACCUCCUUCCUCUGGAUCCCCAGCAAAGAGCAGCCAUGAUAGUCCCAGCUACCGACUUACCCCACCUGACUCUUCCCCCCAUGCGGACGGACGCCGAAGAGGAGAAGAGCGCGUACACGCAGAGACAGCGGUGCUGUGCACUGCAGGGCUCGGGUUAGCUGCUGUACCUGAGAGGUCUGAAGUCAUAGAUGACCGCAUCCAUAAGCCCAAAAAAUCUAGCAAGGGCAGAUCAAAGUCCAGGAAGCACUCUGAUGGAUCCACCUCGCAGGUCCACCAGCCGGCCACAGCCAUGUAUACUGACACUCGCUGCAUCCGUAGGAAGAAGCGUCCGGCUCGACAAGACCCCCUGUCUCGCCUGUCCGCUCUGAGGGAUGAGCUUUGCCACCGUUCGCUGUCUGACGACCGGGCUGCCAUACUGACCAGCACCGAGCCCGACGAUUCCAGCGGCCACGCCACCCUUCUGUGACCAUCACAAGAGAGAGGCCUGUAUUAUGGCCCCUUUCUG